Molecule: messenger RNA, 2885 nt
Organism: Betta splendens (Siamese fighting fish)
Lineage: Eukaryota; Metazoa; Chordata; Actinopteri; Anabantiformes; Osphronemidae
Product: suppressor of SWI4 1 homolog
Exons: 13
Coding region: 189-2735 (848 amino acids)
Biological process (GO): ribosomal large subunit assembly; G protein-coupled receptor signaling pathway; rRNA processing
Cellular component (GO): preribosome, large subunit precursor; membrane
Molecular function (GO): rRNA binding; G protein-coupled receptor activity
Source: RefSeq, a predicted model, not a curated record
UCACACGGACAUAUUAAAGAGUGACACGGCUACAGAACCAUGUGGAGGAUGUAGCAUGCUCUGUGGUAGUCGGGAUUAACAUUUUGCCGGCGUGAUGCGUGGGUUUUUUCGUUACAGGACAAAUAUAUCGUAACAGUAGUUUACAUUGCGUUGUGUCUGAAUUCACGAACUCCGCUUAGCGCUCAAUUAUGGGGAAAUCUAAGACGAAAAACCAGAAGAAAUCCCGAGCACAAGCCAACCAUGUGGCCGAGGAGAACUACGGAGCUGUCCCACACUCCUUUGUGUUUCAUCGGGGCGAGGUCGGGAGAAACGUGGGUCAACUCAUCACGGACAUGCGGAGAGUGAUGGAACCCUUCACUGCAGAGUCUCUGAAGGUGACCAAAAAGAAUGUUCUCAAGGACUUUGUGGCAGUCGCAGGACCACUGGGAGUGACGCAUUUCAUUAUCUUCGGAAAGACAUCCACUAGUGUCAACAUGAGAGUCGCUCGGCUUCCUAAAGGUCCCACGCUUCACUUCAGGGUGCUCAAGUACUGUCUUAUCAAAGAUGUGGUGUCCUCCUUGAAGAAGCACAGGAUGCAUGAGCAGCAGUUCACACAUCAUCCCCUACUCAUCCUCAACAACUUUGGAUCCGAUGGCAUGCACAUCAAGCUCAUGGCCACCAUGUUCCAAAACAUGUUUCCUUCCAUUAAUGUGCACAAGGUAAAGCUCAAUACCAUCAAGAGGUGUGUGCUGCUGAACUACAACCCAGCGUCUCAAGAAAUAGAGUUUCGUCAUUACAGCCUCAAGGUCGUCCCUGUCGGCAUGAGCCGUGGAAUCAAGAAGCUGAUGCAGGAGAAGUUUCCCAACAUGAACAAGUUUGAGGAUAUCAGUGAGCUGCUGAUGAAAGGGGCAAACCUUUCAGAAAGUGAAGCAGAACAAGAUGGGGAGCACAACAUAACUGAACUACCGCAGGCUUACGCUGGAAGGGGCAACAUGGCGUCCCAACAGAGUGCUGUUCGUUUGACCGAGAUUGGUCCUCGCAUGACUCUGCAACUGGUGAAGAUCGAGGAAGGUCUGGCAGAGGGGAACAUCAUUUAUCACUCCUUUGUCUCAAAGACAGAGGAGGAAAUACAGGAGAUCCUGAACAGGAGGGAGUCCAAGCUGAAGGAGAAGGAAAAACGGAGGAAAAAGCAAGAGCAAGACAUCGCAAAAAAACUAGAGACUCGAGAAGAGAACAAGAAAAAAAGUUUGGAGGGCAUUAAAAGGAAACGGGCUGAAGUUGAGGAGGACAGUGAGGUGGAGGAUCCCGGGUUGCAGGAAGAUCAGACAGCUGCCGUCGAAUCUGACGAUGAGGUGGCGUAUUACAGACAGGCUGUGGGAGAGGAGCCAGAUGAAGAUAUGUUUCCUAGUGUCAAAAGGAAGAAGAAGGAUACGUUUCCUGGGCCUGCAAAGAAGAGGAAGUUGUCCCCUGGCACAACAUUGCAAAAAGACAAUUCAUCAAAGAGAAAAGACCCUGGAGGACGACACAGAGACAAACCAGGUCAAGGUUGGAAAUCAAGAGACGGGGAGAAACCGUUUGGAAGGAAUGCGAAACCUGGAGGAAAGACAUUUAGAACAAAGAAGUUUGGUGAUGCGGAAACUAAAUUUGGUGGUAAGAGAAAAGGAGGCAACAAAAUAUUUGGAAAUAAAAGCAAGGACAGAUCUUUUAACGUGAAAGGUCAGAAAGGGAAGCAAGGAUUUAAGAAGAGAGGAGCCGAAGCAAAGCAGGGCUUCAAACAGAGGAAGGGGAAGAGAUAUUCAGCUGAGAACAAAAUGGAGCAGAAUUCCUCCUACUGUAAGAACUUCCAAGUGGUUUUGCUGCCGUACGUGUAUGGGGUCGAGUUCGUCGUGGCGCUCACAGGAAACCUCUUCGCCCUGCGGCUGCUGGUGGUCCGAGAGAGGAGAAACUGGCACACCGGCGUCGUCCUGUCCUGCAACCUGGCCAUCAGCGACCUGCUCUACGUCCUGACGCUGCCUCUGCUGAUCGUUUACUACUCCAUGCAGAAGCACUGGAUAUUUGGGGAGCUCGCGUGUAAAAUGGAGAGGUUUCUCUUCACCUGCAACCUGUACGUGAGCAUCUUCUUCAUCAUGGCAAUAAGCGUGAACCGGUGUGUGGCGCUCGCCUGUCCCUUCUUCACCCGUUCCUAUGUGGAGCCUGUCCACGUGAAGAUCAUCAGCGUCACCAUCUGGGUGGUUGUAGCCGUCAUGUCGUGCCCUGUGCUCAAAUUUGCCUCUGUUUGCCCUGAUCGAAGAACCAACGGCACCAGCUCUGUGUGUGUGUCUUUCUGUGCAGACGCGGAAGCUAAGAACCACUUCACUUACAAACUGUUCCUCGCUGUGUUCGGCUGCAUCGUUCCCUUUCUGGUCACUUUCACUUCUUACUGUGUUGUGAUCCGUGUCGUGUGGAGAAAUGUCAGCGUAACCAGACUGGAGAGACGCAAGGUAGCGAUACUGGUCUCAUCAGUGAUUUUGCUUUAUGCCUCUUCCUUUUUACCCUAUCAUUAUUUUCAGACGUACACCUUUUACCUCAGAACAAAAAGUGUAUUCAUUUCUACCCCCUCUGAAUGUUGGAUUCAUUCCAUGUACCAAGUGUCCAAGGGUCUGGCUAGUGCCAACAUGUGCAUCCACCCGAUCCUUUACUUGGCCCUGUUUGACAGUAUAAGAGUAGCCUGUUGUGGGAAGAGGCUGGAGGACAGCAGUGUGGAGAUGGGGCAGUGAAGCCUCUCUGUGCUGUAGUUACAGCCUUAGUUGAUGCCAAAAAAGACUCUAGCAAAAUUUGAUAUUUAAUGUAAUUCCUUUUAUUUUUCCUGAAGCUAUGCUGUUAACCAUGUGUUGUAAUAAUCCUUCUCCAUUUGUGUUUUUUUUUUU